Sinocyclocheilus anshuiensis is the source of this 3185-nucleotide messenger RNA. Its product is annotated as zinc finger protein 710-like. The transcript has 5 exons. The coding region runs from base 212 to 2248 and encodes 678 amino acids. Gene Ontology annotation, molecular function: RNA polymerase II transcription regulatory region sequence-specific DNA binding; DNA-binding transcription factor activity, RNA polymerase II-specific. Gene Ontology annotation, biological process: regulation of transcription by RNA polymerase II. Lineage: Eukaryota; Metazoa; Chordata; Actinopteri; Cypriniformes; Cyprinidae. Gene Ontology annotation, cellular component: nucleus. The record is from RefSeq and is a predicted model, not a curated record.
AGCCCGGGCUGUUUAUUCGUUUACGUCACUCUUUCUCUCAUUCCCUUCUUCCUUCCUUCCUUCCUUCCUGCCGAACAGAGAGAACCAGACCAGCAGCAAUUCAAACUAGAAAGCGACAUUCAAAUCUUCCAAAGUGUUUUCUACGUAUACAUCCGAUUUUUGGAGCGUGGAGGAGAAAACACAGCGGCUGGUCAGAUGUUACUCUGAGGCCAUGCACCAGCAGAUGGACGCAGGGACACAGACAGACCCUGUGGUGGUCCUGUCACUGGCUCAAGCUGCUGUGUUGGGACUCAUCUCCCAGAAUGAGGUCUUUGGCGCCACCAUCGCCCCCAACGGCUUUUACACCGGAGACCCCAAAGAGUCCCCCGCUCCGCCAGGUGAGAGAAUGGACUACGAGUAUGCUGACCAACUUAUAGGCGCCAACGGCGACUAUCUUGGGGAGAAUUUGGGUGAGGAUGGGCACAUGCACUCCAGCUGUGCUGAGAGAAGGUGGCAGGGUCAACCCGAGAACAGCAAACCCCCUGUAGGGCACCAAGACAUGGCAACACACGUUAAAGGAGAAGCCGUGACCCCAGGUUUGCCCUCCUGCACUCACAUGAUGAACAACAUGGUGCCCAGAGAAGGCAUGCAAAUGGUCGACCCCUCCAGCUACAGGGUCCUGCCCAAAGCCCAACCCAACAACUGCUGCUCCACCUGUGUCCGAGACCCCAAGAGUAUGCAUACUCCACCCGAUCCACAUUUACACCCACAUUCCCAUGGUCACAGCCACGCACCUCAUGAGGUACCAUCACGCAACAGGGGCCACACACAUGAAAAAGGAGUAGAUGAGGUAACUGAGGACAGGGAUAACGGGAGAAAUGGCAUGGGGAAACCAGGAACCGGCGGCGAGGAAAUUAGCAAUUAUUUUCAGCCGAGCGAGGUGGGCUAUGAAGGUGGCGAGAUGGAAGGGGUCGGAGACUUCGAUGAGAACAGCGAGGGGAUGUUCUGGACAGAGCCAGUGGAAGGAGAGGCACCCCGUGGCCGCCGUAUUGACCGACUGGACAUCAACAUCCAGAUCAAUGAGUCGUACUGCGUGGACGUCGGCGAGGGCCUCAAGCGCUGGAAGUGCCGCAUGUGCGAGAAGUCGUACACCUCCAAAUACAAUCUGGUCACACAUAUCCUGGGCCACAAUGGCAUCAAGCCACACGCGUGUCCACACUGCGGAAAACUCUUCAAGCAGCCCAGCCACCUACAGACACACCUGCUGACGCACCAGGGCACGCGGCCACACAAGUGCACCGUGUGCAAGAAGGGCUUCACCCAGACCAGCCACCUGAAGCGGCACAUGCUGCAGCACACCGACGUUAAGCCCUACAGUUGCCGUUUUUGUCGCCGUGGUUUCGCAUACCCUAGUGAACUCCGUGCUCACGAAGUAAAGCACGAACGAGGUCGGUGCCAUGUUUGCUCGCAGUGCAGCAUGGAGUUUCCCACCUACGCCCACCUGAAGCGUCAUCAGGUGAGCCACCAAGGACCUUCCACCUUCCAGUGUAGCCAGUGCAACAAGUCGUUCGCCUACCGCAGCCAGCUGCAGAAUCACCUGCUGAAGCACCAAACGCAGCGCUCCUUCUCCUGCAGUCAGUGUGGCCUGCAGUUUCUUCAGCUGCAUCAGCUACGCCAACACUCCCUCACACACAAGACAAACAAGCCUCAGGCCCGUGCUACUAAGGGGACAAAGGGGUUUAAAUGUGAUGUAUGUGCCAGAGAGUUUACAUUGUCUGCAAACCUGAAGAGGCACAUGUUAAUCCACGCCAGUGUCCGGCCAUUCCAGUGUCAUGUGUGCUUCAAAUCUUUUGUCCAGAAACAAACCCUCAAAACUCACAUGAUCGUACACCUGCCUGUGAAACCCUUCAAGUGCAAGGUGUGCGGAAAAUCAUUUAACCGAAUGUACAACCUCCUGGGCCACAUGCACCUCCAUGCAGGCAGUAAACCCUUCAAAUGUGUAUACUGCUCAAGUAAAUUUAACCUGAAGGGAAAUCUUAGCAGACACAUGAAGGUCAAACAUGGAAUGGACGUCUCUCCAGAUGGACAAGAUCGCCCACCAGACAUGGAGCCCCAUGAGGACUAUGAGGAUGAGAACUUCAAUUUUACAACACCAGAGAAUAUGGAAAAUAAUGAUGCGCCAAACCUAACUAAGCUCUCUGAGGUGGCCAUCCAGGAACUUGACUAUUAUAACUUUGGAAAGAAUGUGGGAAACUACAGUACAGCAUAAAAACUGAAUUAAAGUCAAGCUGAAUAAAUGUUAAGUAACAAAUGGCCUGUGCUGGCACUUAAUCAACCAUGAGUUGGUUGAGAUGUUCCUCCUUGAGAACCACUGCUACCCUUUUUGAAGUUGUUAAUGAGCAGGUAGUUGAAGGCCAUCUUGACCUCCUGGGGUAGCCACUCCGGUUGGGUCUCUAAUAAGAAGGGACUGAUAGUUUUGCAAAGAGUCCUUUGACUCCUUCCAGCUCGAACAAACAUCAACGCCGUAUUUUAGUAUGUUGUGGAUCACAUGGUUACAUUAAUACCCAAUACAUUAGCAUCAUAAAAUGCUGGUGCAUACACAUACAGUCUUGUGUAAUGUAAUGCACACUGUCCUCCAAAUAUAACUUUGGUUGGGAAUAUGGGAAUAGCAGGUGCAUGCAGCCUUGUGGCCUUCAUCUGUGUGGUACCUCAGAGCAGUCGAUUUACUUAUUUUCAUUUACAUUGCCUUCACUUACAGUAACUCAUAGAAACAAAAAGAGACUUCUAGCGUAAAACAAAAAACAUGUAAGGCCCAUGUAAAUGGUUGGAUAUCUGCAUGAGUAGAUAGGCUUGUGUGGUUAAAAAGGAAAUAAAGAGUGAGCGUGUGCCUGGGCUCUGUGUACCAAAGCUACUGCUCUUCAUCUGGUACAGGACCAUAUGCUGCCCAUUCCUGAACACCACUACUGUUGUCAGAACUAAACGUAAUCUACAGUUUGGUUUAACAACCUCUGAGUGGAGAAUUACUGUUCCGUUAUAUUGAUUUGCUAUUUAUUUUGCACUUUGAAAAAGUCAGUUAAUUACUUAUGAUGAGCCUCUUUCAUCACUGACUGAGUUCUUGUAUAAUUAAGAGAUAAAGCGAAGUGUCACAUUAGUAGUAAGCGGUUUCUCAAGGCAACUCUGUAGAUUCUUAAAUAAACUUGUUUUUU